UGUGAUGCACCAAAUAAAGAUGAAUGACAUCAGAGAGACAUCUCUUUACCUGCGCUGAAACGCGCACUUCGGCAAAUUCACGAAUGUGUCACUCGGAAACGCACCAUGUGACGAAAAUGAAAAUGUGAAGUUUUCAUCAACGGAAAAAAAGAACAGCUCAAACCUACCGUUUCUCACGAACAGUUGGGAUAUUUUCACCAUUGGAUAUAGAUUCUUUUUAUUUUCUUCCUCUGUUUUUUUAUAAUGAAAGGAUGUAAUCGUUUUUGCAAGAAAUGUUGAAGUGUGCGUGAAAAAAAAAGGAUAAAGGGAUAAUAAUCGUCGAAGAGACUUGUGACUGAGGGUGGCAAGAUGAUUCCAAAGACAAAAGGAGAGUUUCUGUGCGUGGGAGACUUCAUAUGUCUCUACUCAGUCGACACAGAGGGCUACGUCAAUGCCACUCAGUCCAGUUCAAGUUACAGUGAAGUGUACAUUUACCACGAUCAAGACAGGGAUAAGCCAUCGAGGAUUCCUAAUCCACAAGCUGUUACGUUUCAGAUAUGCAUCCAGAACAGGUACAAACUGAGCAAAAAGCUACGGAAGCUGACUACCAGCCAGACCACCAACGGGACGGAGUCGGCAAUGGUGAACAAGUCUGUGUUGACUCAGACCAAGCUGGCGGCCGCGGCAGAGGAUGCAGACAACAUGUCCGAGCAGAAGAGACAGCAGGGCAAGAGAGUGCGCUAUGGGGAGAUCGUACAGCUGAAGCACGUCCUGACGAACAAGUACAUCCACAUGUGUACCUCACAGACCAGCAUUACACUGCAGGAAUACAACGCCAAGAACGCACAGUUCCGGAUUCUGCCGCAGUACAAGGUCAAAUCAGAGGGAGAAGUGGUUCAAAUCUACGACCAGAUUGUAUUUGAGAGCAUCAAAUCUCCCGGGCAUUUCUUCCAUGCUAGUGCCGACUUCCAGAUUGAUCACUUUAACAAAGGAUCCGAGUUGAACCUUGGAGUGGAACGGUCUGGCUUCACACUGGUUCGUUUCUGCAAAGAAAACCCAGACUUGGAGUUGUUUAUGAAGGGUGGAAGUGUGAUUCGACUCUUCCACAAAGAGCUGGAGGCAUACCUGGUUGCUGAAGGACUUUUCGACGAUGACGUCACGGAAGACGGUCAGAUCAUUCAAGAUGUUCACUUCCGCAUCCGAGUGAUGGAUCAACACAAGCCCCGCACUUUAUCUCCGCCGUCUUCGGGAAAUACGUUUUGGCAGAUCGAAGCGGAGACCAGCAUCCUCUACGAUGAAGAUUACAUCCGGAAACAGUUUAGGGGCGUGGAAGACAGCCAGGAACAGAGCAUGCGUGGCUUGCGCUGGGAUACGGCUAAUGUCCGACAGGUGUCGGCAAGUGGAGAGAGCAUGUACGACGACGCCUUCACCAUCCAGUAUGUGGAGAAACACUAUGUGGACGACUUCAACUACGUGGCUGGAAUGGUGCCCUUCCUUCUGAACCUCAUCAGAGAUAGGAGCGAGAGUUCUCUGCUGAACGCUAAAAAGACUCAUUUAACCUUGACGGCUAUGGAAGAACUGAGAAAGUUCAUGUACGUCAACAACGUCACAAACAAGAACAGACAGAAGCUGAUGAGAAACUUACGGGUGAUCGACCUACUGGUCAAGAUACUGCAGUGUCCACUAGACGGUCAGCACGACGAGGUCAACCUGACCUCGGUGUUCAAGGAAGCCUACGACGCCCUGUACACGUACAUGAUAGGUCGUUCACGCAAGAACGCCCUCUACUUCGCCAAGUACAUUGACUUCUUCCAAACACAGUUUACGCAGAAGGGUGGCAUUGGUCUCAAUGUUGCUCAGAUGAUCGUGGAGCUCAUCAGAGACAAGCGAAAGAUCGUGGACAGAAUCACGCAUGCGCAGAUUGAUGAGUUUGUCUCCCUCUUGGAAAAGACUCAGAACUACCGGUUCCUGGACCUGCUGCACGUGCUCUGUGUGUGCGAUGACGUGGCUAUCCCGAACAACCAGAGCUACAUCGUGGAGAGGUGGCUGCAGUGUGAGCAGAAAGGCGUGUACCUGACAGCCCGCGGCCAAGACAUCAACAGACAGCCCAACAUUCUCUACAUCUCUACCUCUGGAGGCAAGGGCUGGCUCGCUCUGCACGAGUUUGUCAAUGAUGAGGACCCGAACUAUGACGCGGACAAACACGAUUUCCUCAUCCACCAGCUGGAUCUGUACAAGGCUCUUUGUUAUGGUCGCAACGACUACGCCAUCAACAUCAUCACCAAAGAGCUGCGUUACCUGACCUGGGAGGAGACGUUUCUGUCGCUCCGCUCGGACAUACUUCCUGACGCCAUCCGGGCCAAGUACUGCGACCUCACUACCAGUCUGUUUGUGGAUGUGGGCAACAACUACUCUGUCCUCGACCACCCAAACAUUUGCUUCGUCUAUGACUACGUGGGAUCCAAAGACGAGGAAAAAAGCCAGGGUGACUUUGUUGUCAAGGAGCUGGUGGCCAUUUUCCCGGUCCUCAGGGAUUGGAUAGCAGAGUUCCUGCAGCAGAACAACCUGAUGGUUUCCUCUGAGAUUGGCCACAACAUGCUGAUAGAACAAGUUCUCCGGCUGCUCUACCAUCUGGUCAAGUUCGGCUACUACAUGGACGCAGAGGACGUGAGCCAGCUGUUGCCUCCUAUGUUGUGUCUGCUGGACGGGAGACACGACGUGCCCUACCCUAAAGACAAGGACAAAGGUUAUUCCAAAGAGGCGAUGAAGCAGGUCCUGCAGUUCCAGCACUCGGACAGAUACGAGAAGGCUGCGGAAACAGAAGCCAUUGUCAAUGCCAAGUUCCAAGCUCUAGAGGUCCUCGAUCUUCUGCUCACCUACAGACGAAACUCAAGACUCCAGAGCUUCGUGGGCAAGUUCAAAAUAGCAGAGCAAGCUGUUGCUCACCGGAAACAGACACACGUGCUGAGCCCGUUGCUUUACGACACCUUCAACCCACACGACCAGACCAAAAAAUGUGUUCGCAAACAACGACAAGUUAUCAAAGAGAUGAGAGACAUGUUCAACUCUUCUGCCAUUUUCGACAUGGAGCUGUUGACCAAGAUUCUCAUUGAUCUGACCAAGUACAAGUACAACAAAGUAAUAACCAAGGCUCUCAACAUCCUCAACAAGGUCUAUUCCUCCAAGACCAACAUGUUUAACCUCUCCUUCAAGGCACAGGUGCUACUCACCCAAGAUUCUGCUCGCGUGCAUCGGGAAGUGCUCAAGAACAUGCCUGUGCUCAGGAGGUUGGCCCGGGCGAAGCUUGACAAGGAGCAAGUGAAGCUGAUGGGCAGUAUUCUGGACGACUUGGCAGAAUUCUGUCAUUUACCCAUGACCCCCGAUGAGCCCCACCCUAUGAACCAGAACAUUCUGAUCAGCAACGGGAUUCUGAUCAUCCUUUUCGAUAUACUUGUGCAAGAAGUGGACAUCAAACUAUUUGAGCAAUACGGAGGAAUGACGUCAGUGUUCAGGAAGACGUUGUAUCUCCUCAAGCUGUUAGCCCGAGAGAACGAGACGGUCCAGAUGCACAUCUUCGAGAGGCUGGACAUUCUGCUGGACGUCCGGGUGGUGGAGAACGACCUGGCAGUGGCGCUCAGAGAGGUUUUCUACGGCAACCAGAACACCUGCCUCAAGAUCAACCCGCGGCAGAUCCAGAAGAUUGUGAACAGAGCGGCCGACCUUCAAGAAAAAGGACCAGAAUUCCUUGACCUUCUCUCUAUGAUUGUCAAGGUCGCUGGCACAGAUCUGACACUGAAGAGAAACCAAGCCUACGUCAUGAAGUACAUUAUGCAGAACUUCAAGAAAGUUGCUUUCGUCCUUGACCUUUCACGGGAAGAAAGGGAAUCGAUUCUAACGGAGAACGACAAUAUGCCAAGGCUUCGUUACUUUAUCAGUCUUUUGGAUUUGCUUGCUGCCUGUGCUGAGGGUGAGAAUCUGUUCAUAGAGUCUCUAUGUCAGACCAUCCUCCCGAUGGACGAGCUGCUGCUAAUCCUCAACAACCCGGCCAUCGACAACGUGCUGAAGAAGCCGUUCCUGAGAUGCCUGCACCAUGUGUACAUGAAGAGCACAGGGAAUGUGGUGGACAUGCAGACUAGUGAGAUCCCACACGACACUAUGCAGUUUGAACGACCUCAACACGAUGUUUUCCACUGGGAGCUGUGGGAUUACUUGUCGUCUUUGUCCAUCGAGAUCAACAGACUGACUGACAGUAUCCGGGAUGACCCAGAGAAGCUUGGGCUACACCUGAAGACAGCGCCUGAGAAAAGUGGGUCUGCCAGCGCCCCAGACUUCGAGUCCUCCACCUACGGCACAGUCCUGUACAUCAUAGAGGGCGUGCUGCCCUUCCUGGAGACCUUCUACCGGGACUUCUACCUGCCCGACACCGCCAUGCACUCCAACGAGGCGGACGAGACUGACCACCUGGCCAAGGCUUGUGUGAUGUUCGGUGAGAUAGCUGGGCCACUCCUGUUCAAACCCACGCACAUGAAGAACCUGGUGAACUGUCUGGCUGUUGUUGUGCCAGUCUCCAACAUGCCAAACUCGAAUCUGGAGAGUGUCAUGGAGCGGUUCGCAUCUGGCAUCACUGUAGAGGACACCUCAAGUGCUAUACGCAGGGGAAACAUUGAAUACUACGCCACUGAGGUAGAACUGAAUGCCAAGUUUCGCCUGUACGCAAGGAACUGUGCCGCCGUAUUUGCCGGACACAACACGGUAUCGGCGCAGCUCAAGUUUAGCUCCAAGAGAGCGUACACUGUGAUCGAAGGGGACGAGGAGCUGCCCCUAGGGGAGGAGUUCCAGUCUCUGGUCAAAUGUUUCAUUGACACGCAUGAGAAAAAGCCGGACAAACGGUUUUUGCCAGCAGCCAAGCUCAUUGACCAGCUUUCCAUCUCCCUGGAGUACAAACGACUGACCGAGAGUGCCCGUUUGGAAAUGGACGAGCUGAACAUCAAGUGCUUCCAGGUGCUGCGCGCCAUCAUACACAACGAAGAACGGAAACUUCCGGAGGACUGGGAGACUCGGACAUCAGAGCACAAAAUCGAAAAGGGUCUCAAGUUCAUUGCAGCCAUCCAGAACAUGUACGACCAGAAGGGUGCCAUGAAGAAGUCUCUGCCCCAUCUGGCCUCCAGGAAUGACCUCAUCGCCAAGGAAGUCCUGGCUUUCCUCUGUAUUAUGCUCUUCAACGCUAACAGUAUUGUGCAGCAAUCCAUGCUGACAUACUUCUUCUCAACGCGGGAGGAAGUGUUUUUCAUGGCCGUGAGAGACAGGAUGGCCCUUUCCACCAACUCCAUCAAAGAGAAGCGAUCCCUUCAAACCCAACAUGAGGCCAAAAUGAAGGAGUCGUCAGACAGCAAGAAGUCAAGAAACAUGUUCAUGGUUACGCUAAUGGCUUUGAGGCAAAUUCAAGCCUAUGAGGAUGCCAUGAGACAGCAGAGGCUAAGUGGAUGGACUCGUAGAACGACCCGUGCCUGUGUGAAACCCCCAGAGAAAAAGAAAAAAGCGAAGGCGAAAAAGCAGCCAGCUGCUGUCGACACAAUGGGCAAGCCGGUCAAAGAAAAAACCGGCAAAAAGAAGAAGGGCGGCAAAAAAGACAGCAACGACCCCAACAACGGCAUUCUGAAGAAAGACAAAGAGGUGUCCUUCGUGAACCCAAUAGCCAAGGAGAGUGAGGCGCUCAUGCCAGACUCAGGGACUGAGAUAGACGUCUCCAUCAAAGUAGAAGUUGAGCCAGAUCAAGAGUCAGACGUGGUAACAGACACGUCGGCCUUUGAGUACAAGAACGACGGGUACAUCGAGCUGGUGCUCAAAGUGAUGGCGCGCAUGUGUGACGGCCAGAACAAACAGCUACAGGACUAUCUCCGUGAACAACCCGACAACGUCAAGUCUUUCGACAUCAUAGCCGAGGUGACACGCUUUCUGAAUGUCGUCUACUCCAACAUCAACAGCAAGAACAUCGACCUGGUCAUACAGCUCUUCGAGACCAUGAAUGAAUUUACGGCGGGAAAUCAGGAAAACAGAGUUGUCAUUUACGACAACAAAAUCAUUGACUACAUCAACUUUAUCCUGAGAUCUGGAGAGUUCGCAGACUGCUCCACAGAGAAGACUCUAGAGCUGAGAAACAGCAUCUCCAACCUUGUUAUGAGUCUUAUUGAAGAGAAUGGACCCGGCGCCACGGAAGUGGCUCUGGAGGUUAAAGACACAUUGGACAAGAAAGCAGUUCUGGCCCUCAUGGCAACAUGUUACGAGCGCCAUCAGACAGACAAGACCAAGAUUCUGGAGCUGAAGGCUCUGGAGGAGGCACUCAAUGACCCCUUGGGUUCACAGACCAAGAUGGCGUCGAACCGGAACUUAGUGACGGGGAAAAAGUUGCUGAAAGUCAUGCAAAAGAAGCAGAAGGAUGAGUUCGCUGACGGUUUCAUGGACGUGGGCUACAGCCUGUAUCUCAUCCUAGCCCGCAUGGUGGACAUUGACCCCAAGCUGUUUGAUUAUCCGAGUGCUUAGGGAAGAGGUGAAAGAAAAGUUGAAGUGGGGCGUGGACCGCUCGUCGCCUAGCAACAAGAUCCGUGAUCUGAUGGGAUGGACGAAAGACAUCAUGAAAGACAUUGCCUACCAGCAGAAAAUCCUGAAGAACCCAGUGGCUGUGCUCUUGACCAAAGGCUGGCUUGUGUGGAACCAUACAGUGACGUUGCUUAGCUUCGCCAUCAACAUUCUGAUGCUAAUGACGUGGGAGGCGAAAGCGUCCCUAGCAACGCCAGGUGUCAUGGACAACGUAACAAACAUACCUGCGAUCCUGAAAGACCCGACACCCUCCAUCACGAUGCUGAACGAAGACAACUACAACGUAUCCAUCCUAGUGAUGGGAGGAACGCACAACUUUCUCUCCCUGCUCGUCUUCAUCAGCUACUUCGUGUGCAACCACCCAAGACUGCCCAGCAUACGGAAUGGAAUAAUGGCCUGCAAGAAAUCCUUACGGAAGAACAAGGAUGAGGAAGAUGAGGAAGACAAGAAACGGAAGCAUAUCUCGAAACUGGAUGCCAGAUUUUUCAGCGUGACCACAUUCUAUUACGCUAUCUUCUUGACCUUGUCUGUGGGCGGGACCCUCACCAACGGCUACUUCUUCGCCUUCCACCUGCUGAACAUCGUCAACAACAACCAGCUUCUCAGUGGAGUCAUCAAAGCUGUCACUCAAAACGGCAAGUCCCUGCUGUGGGUCGGUGUCUUGGGUCUCGUGGUCUUCUACCUGUACGGCAUGAUAGGCUUCGCCCUGAUGCGCAGCAUGUUCGACCCCGGGGAGUACCUGUACUGUAACACGUUAUGGCAGUGCACCAUAACCGUCAUACGAUACGGGCUCAUUGGGGAUUUGUUCGAGGUCAUGAAACCGCACAGCAACGAGAAAACUUUUGAGAAAUUCGGCGUCGUCGUUUUCUACCACGUUUCCUUUUUCAUCUUCAUCACCACCAUAGGUCUCAACAUCAUCUUUGGUAUCAUUGUCGAUACAUUCUCAGAACUUCGAGAUCUCAAGUGGACAGCGGAAUCGGACAUGAGAGAUACGUGCUUCAUCUGCAGCAGGAAUUCUUACGACUUCGAGCAUCACGGCAAGGGGUUUGACCACCACGUGCGCCACGAACACAACAUGUGGUCCUACAUCUUUUUCUUCAUCCAUCUCAACGGCACCAAAGUGAACGACUACACGGCGCUGGAGAUGUACGUCUUCAAACUGCUGGGCAAAGAGAACUAUGAUUUCUUCCCCCUGGAUCGCGCCCUGUCCCUAGCCUCGAUGGGCAAAGACGCCACAGAGACGAAACUGGACGACCUUCUGGGACAAGUGACCAGCAUUGUGGAGAAACAGAGAGCGGAGGCGACCUGGCAGCCCGGAUAGGUGAGUCAGUCCGUCGCCCCAGCAUAACAGACGGCCGACCGGACCCGGGCCAUAGGGCUAGCCUCGCAGACAUCGGAAGAGGCCCUAGUCUCUCGGACCACGCGGGAAGGCUGUCCAGCUACCUGGACAGUCGCAGGUCCAGUAUAGGAGACCAUCAGGUCCGUCUCGUUAUGACGUGGACGACCCAUACGUCAGGAGCCUGAGCCCUGUCCGCUAUGACGACAGACUGCGAAGUCCAGCUCGCUCAAGGAGGGGAAGCAGCGACCAAGACUUCAUGGGCGUGGUGAUCACACCGACCGCCAGACGGGAAAUCCCGACCCGUGACGUCACGAGCAUGCUCAGCCCGAGAGGACUUUCCACGGAGAGUCGGCAGGCGAGCCCACGCGGCACCACGGUAUUUUUCCCCGACACCGACUCGCUGUCCAGUUUCCAUGGUGACCAGGGACCUCCCGAGCGCAUGUCUGCUGGAGAAGUCUACCCAGGGGAAGUAAUCGAAGGGCCUGUGUUCGUGCAGCCGAGAGAUCUCCCAGGAGGGCGGGAGAGAGACGGAGACUCGGAGAGCGUACACAGCGGAGACUCGCGACAUUAAAACAGAAUGGGGACAUUCAGAACGAGUUCAAAGAAAAAAAGGAUAAAAGUAUCCCCCCCACCUCCCAUCUUUUUUUUUUUCAUUUUGACCUGCUUGACCUAGAGCUCUACAUCUAUCGGGGUCAGAAUAGGGUUAUGUAUAUGUCUCACAAGUUGCGGGAAUGGCAAACAGGCGUGCUGUGAUCGCCAUGAUGCGCUAAUUGUUUGUUUGAGUAAUAAGAACUACAUCGACACUCGACACAAUAAUGGUUAUUUCGUGCAGGGAAAAGGUAAGAUAGACAGACAGACCGACAAAAAUAACAGAGGAAGAGUAAAGAAGGAGGACCUAUCACACGAUUGAUGCGUUGAGACAUGGGAAGGUAUACUUGACUUUUACCGCCGAAAAGAAGACACCCUUUUUCUCAACAGCAGAAGGUGUAAACAGCUUCUUGAGAAAGCCUCAGCCACCAUUUUUUUUCAGGUGUGGUCAAAACAAUUAAUGCCUUUUUGAAGAUGGGUCCCAACAGUGGCCGCAAUGUUGAGGAGGCUGGGGUAAGGGGUAGAGCUGAGAUUUGGAGAAGAGGAGGGGAGGAAGAUUAGAUCGGCCGGGAAAAAUUGAACCCCUCUCUGAAAUUUGAACACUGAACUUUCCCAAGGUGGCAACAUAAACAGCCGAGACACAGAAAAUUAAACAAAAUGUGGGUCAAAGUAAAUUAUUGUUCACUUGGAGGAAAUAACUCCCAACUUCUUAAGGAUAGCUGAGCAAAAAAAAAAAAAAAAAAAAGAA
This is a messenger RNA of Aplysia californica (California sea hare), 9251 nucleotides long. RefSeq names its product inositol 1,4,5-trisphosphate receptor type 1. The record is from RefSeq and is a predicted model, not a curated record. Gene Ontology annotation, molecular function: inositol 1,4,5-trisphosphate-gated calcium channel activity; inositol 1,4,5 trisphosphate binding. NCBI's taxonomy places the organism in Eukaryota, Metazoa, Mollusca, Gastropoda, Aplysiida, Aplysiidae. Gene Ontology annotation, biological process: calcium ion transmembrane transport. Gene Ontology annotation, cellular component: endoplasmic reticulum; membrane.